Corylus avellana is the source of this 1802-nucleotide messenger RNA. RefSeq names its product cytochrome P450 71AU50. Gene Ontology annotation, molecular function: oxidoreductase activity, acting on paired donors, with incorporation or reduction of molecular oxygen; iron ion binding; monooxygenase activity. The record is from RefSeq and is a predicted model, not a curated record. NCBI's taxonomy places the organism in Eukaryota, Viridiplantae, Streptophyta, Magnoliopsida, Fagales, Betulaceae.
AAUCUUUGGGAAACAAUAAACAAAGGCAAAGGCAAAGACUAACGUGAAUUAGGUGAUGUCCAACUUUCCCCCAAAUUAUGCCCGAUAUACAUGGGUUGACAUUUUUUGUCUUUUAACUAGUUGCAGGUGAGGUGACCCUGCCAUAACUGCGCGCAUCUGAAUCAAACAUGCCCACCGCCAUGGCUUGGACAUGGACCAUAGCCACAGUACUGGUGAUGCUUGCUUAUCUCCUCCGAGAAUGGGCAUGGAAAAGCAGCAGCAAGAUGAAGAAAUUACCUCCUGGUCCAAGAGGGUUCCCUUUCUUCGGGAACCUUCACAUGUUGGGGGAAUUACCUCACCGUGAUCUGCAUCGACUAGCCCAAAAGCAUGGCCCCAUCAUGUACUUGCGCUUAGGCUUGGUGAAUGCCAUUGUUGUCUCAUCGCCUCUGGCUGCGGAGCAGUUCCUUAAAGCACACGACCAGGUGUUUGCUACUAGACCCCCUCUUGAGGCCGCAAAGCACCUCUCUUAUGAGCAGAAGAGCUUGUCCUUCGCCCCAUCCGGCUCCUAUUGGCGCAACAUACGCAAGAUGUGCACCCUCGAAUUGCUUAGCAAUCACAAGAUCAAUUCCUUCAGACCCAUGAGAAAACAAGAGCUUGGGCUUCUGAUAAAGUUUGUUCGAGAGGCUGCGGCCGCGGCCAGCGGCGGCGAUUGUGCUGCCGUUGAUCUGAGCGCCAAGGUUUCGUCUCUCAGCGCCGAUAUGAGUUGCCGUAUGGUGUUUGGGAAGAAGUACGCGGACGAGGAUCUUGAUGAGAAGGGAUUCAAGGCUUUAAUCCAUGAAGGCAUGCAAGUGGCGGCAACUCCGAACCUCGGUGAUUAUAUUCCUUUUAUUGCGCCGCUUGAUCUGCAGGGGCUAACACGGCGGAUGAAGGCGGUUAGUAAGAUAUUCGAUGACUUUUUUGAGAAGAUCAUUGAUGAACAUGUCGAAUCCCAGGAUGAAAAUAAGACCAAGGACUUUGUUGAUGUCAUGUUGAACUUCAUGGGAUCUCAAGAAUCUGAGUACCGUAUUGAACGCUCCAAUAUCAAAGCUAUAAUCCUGGACAUGCUUGUAGGCUCAAUGGACACUUCAGCAACAGUCAUUGAGUGGGCAUUGUCAGAACUAAUGAAGAAUCCUCAAGUAAUGAAGAAACUUCAGAAGGAGUUGGAAGUUGUGGUGGGGUUGGAGAGGAUGGUAGAGGAAUCAGACUUGGAUGGCUUGGAGUACUUGGACAUGGUUUUGAAGGAAAUCUUCAGGCUACACCCAAUACCAUUGUUGCUACCUCACGAAGCCAUGGAGGAUUGCACAGUUAAUGGUUUCCACAUACCCCAAAAGUCUAGAGUCAUAGUAAACAUAUGGGCAAUUGGGAGAGACCCAAGUGUUUGGAAUGAUGCAGAGAAGUUCUUCCCGGAAAGGUUUGUCGGAAGUAAUGUCGACGUCCAGGGACGGGACUUCCAACUUAUUCCGUUUGGCUCCGGUAGAAGAGGCUGCCCGGGGAUGCAAUUGGGUCUAACGGUGGUUCGGCUAGUGGUGGCACAGCUUGUCCAUUGCUUUGAUUGGGAGCUUCCAAAUAAUAUGCAGCCAAAUGAGUUGGACAUGACUGAGGAGUUUGGUCUUACAACUCCAAGGGCCAAGCAUCUACUUGCAAUUCCUACUUAUCGCCUACACAUAUAAAGAACACUAUAGGGAGAGUUUAAUUUCUUCAAUUGUCCCACAAAAUUCUUGAUUUUUCUUGGUUUUGUGUGGGAGAGUUAUGAGUUGUGUAUUUGUAGAUUCAGCGAACGACUA